GUGUGUGUGUGUGGUGUGUGUGUUGUGGGAGAGUGAUCAUUAGACACCAUGACCAUUAGAAACCCUCUCCGGGAUCAUGGACAGAGGUAUCGACCAAGGAUCGCUUGUCUCAAGAAGGUAGAGAAGGUGCUGCUGGAGAUGCAGGACCUCAAAACGGGAGUUAAGUCACAGCCCCAGAGACUGGUCAUUACAAUACCACACGCUAUUACUGGGGAAGAUAUAAUCACGUGGUUAGUGGACAGAUUCCAAAUGGACACACAAGAGGCGAGGAGUUUUGGCUCAAUGCUGGUGGCGCUAGGAUACAUCUACCCUCUGCAAGACCACAAACGCUUAGUGAUCAAACCAGAUGCGUCCCUCUAUCGCUUCCAGACACCGUACUUCUGGCCCACACAGCAGUGGCCUGUGGAGGAUACAGAUUAUGCAAUCUACCUGGCGAAAAGAAACAUACGCAAGAAAGGAAUCCUGGAGCUGCAUGAGCAGGAGCACUAUAACCGUCUUCACAAGUGGAUGAAUCAUAAAUGGGAUUUUAUAGUGAUGCAAGCUAAAGAACAGUACAGAGCGGCAAAGGAAAGGAAGAAACCGGACCGUGUGGUGUUUGACUGCCAGGAGAGAGCCUACUGGGUGGUUCAUAGACCUCCGCCUGGGACAGUGAGUGCCAUGGACUAUGGACUGGAUCGACUAAUAGAUCCCAACGCAGAUGAGGCCAAAACACCCGACUUCUACGCGAGAAUCAUGAUCUUCACUCAGCAGUCCAUCAUGAGGCCCAGAGUGAAGUCAUCGGUGUCAAUUGGCGCAUUGGUGAAGUACUGUGCCACCUAUAACAGCCACGACCCUUUCCUCUCCAAGUGUCUUCCCAGCAACCCCUGGCUCACUGAUGAUGUCACGUACUGGACCUUGAACAUGCCCUAUGUGGAAAUACCAACUAAAAUGCGUGUGGAGAGGUGGACGUUUAGCUUCGCAGAGCUGCUCUCAGACCCUCGAGGACGAAAUGAUUUCAGACUCUUCCUAAAGAAAGAAUUCAGCGGUGAGAACUUGGCAUUCUGGGAGGGUUGUGAAGAUCUGAAGUGGGGCGAAGCUGCGACGAUGAGAGAGAAAGCAGAGCAUAUCUACAAGACGUUCCUGGCACGUGGUGCACCGCGGUGGAUCAACAUCGACGGAAAGACGAUGGAAAUCACGGUGAAGGGCCUGAAACACCCACACAGAUACGUCCUGGACGCAGCCCAAACUCACAUCUACAUGCUCAUGAAGAAGGACUCGUACGGCCGGUACCAGAAAUCCCCAGUGUUUAAGGAAACGGUGAAGAAGGCCAUCUGUCCUGAGGAGCACCAUUUCACGGAUGCCCAGUUGGAGCAAAAUUCAAAGAAGAGACGGCCUAGUCUCAGCCCCAUUAUCUUGCGGCAGAUGGAGCAGGAGCAGAGGGCCAAGAUGGCCGCCAAUGUUGACAUCACACAGGUCAUGAGCAAACUCAGCAAGCAGGGCAAGGAGGCGCCCCCUCCUCCCUGUCCUCCGCCUAAGAAAUAAACAUCAACAUGUGACGUUCAGGGAUUUUAAGAAACUAUUUAGUGGAAUCAUUAUAAAUAGAUGCUGCAGUUUAUUUCUUAUUGCUAAUGUUUACAUUGUAAUGCUAUUUUACUUAGUUUAAAUGUUUUUUACAAAGACAGUGGAUCAAAUGCUCUUAGUAAUGAACCUACAGAAAAUCAUAACCUCACUGCAGGUUAAAGGGAGCUUUAUAGCAGCUUUCAGCUUAUUGUUUUGGAUUUACAGAAUGCAAGGUUAAUGCUAUUCAAAGAAUCAUAGACAUACAGUUCAUAUAUUCAUAUUAAUUUUAAAGAAUUACAAAGAUCUAUUUGCAAUGUGACGUUCAGUGGAAAGAAACGUCUUCGUUGGUGGUUGGUUCAGCCUCAGAAGGCCACAAAAUUAGAUACUGCCAAUUUCUUUCAACGAGUACAAGUAUAUUUACAGUACGUAAAGAGAUUGGUAAUGGGAACGUGCAUUACUGCGAUAAGAAUCAGACAAAAGAUCCGCAGACUGUAUUAAAAGCUCCCAUCGAUGUUACAUGUGUAAUGGUUUGAGCAGAGAGACAAAGAGGUCUUGGUCAACAUUGGCAAAUCCCCACCACAAAGCAGAACGAGCAAAAUACAGACACAAGCACCUUCCUCACUGAGGAGGUGAUUGGGAUGUGCAUGAGAGCGAUCAAUCAAUUUGAACCAAUCAGAGCAGAGCUGAACGACGCUGCCUGAUACUCCCGCACAGGAGACAGAGCAUGCUUCUGUGAAAAGGAACUAGUAACAUCCAGAUCAAUAUUACACAGGCAUAUAAGACACAUAGGUUGAAUCAAAUUCUUAUCACAAAUCACAUAAAUUGUC
Messenger RNA from Etheostoma spectabile (orangethroat darter), 2366 nucleotides. Its product is annotated as regulator of G-protein signaling 9-like. NCBI's taxonomy places the organism in Eukaryota, Metazoa, Chordata, Actinopteri, Perciformes, Percidae. Gene Ontology annotation, cellular component: cytoplasm; plasma membrane; neuron projection. Gene Ontology annotation, molecular function: GTPase activator activity. The record is from RefSeq and is a predicted model, not a curated record. Gene Ontology annotation, biological process: intracellular signal transduction; positive regulation of GTPase activity; regulation of G protein-coupled receptor signaling pathway.